AUUACUUAUAUAAAUGUAAAUCAUGUAUAGUUGUCCGCAAAUAUCAAAUUUUAUUACGCAUAAAGCGAUUACGUUCUUUCUCAGAAAUGUUUGUCCCCCUUUGACUGGAAUGGUCCGAUCCUUCCUCAGGCGUUUGACCAGGUUCUGUUCCCUGAUCAGUUUCUGCUGUCCUAAUCCUGUUUCUGUUAUAUAUUGACAGAAAGCCCAACAGCUUCCAGAUCAGCUGUGAAACGUUACCGUGUAUACGUGAUAUAUGUGAAAGAUGUGGGGACAACAAACUAAUGGCUGUCCUCGAUUCCGUUUCUUUGGUCGAUGUUUUUCCUUUCUAAGUUUUAUAUACAUUCACACGCGCACGCGCUGUCCCUGCCGGGAUAUUAAAUCCACAACAGAAGGAAGAACUCGUAUUUUUUGUUUUGUUUCACAAACAUUACAAGGAUUUCCUCUAAAUAAAAUCGUGUGCAUAGUUUAUUAAUUGUAUUUUGGAGGAAUAACACUUAUAUAUAAACGCUUGGAUAUGAACUUAUGAACCACACUAGUGCACUGACAUAGAGGGAAAGAAAUGCAAACACACAGACACACAUGUUUCUUUGUGCUGGAAUAAGUGACUUUUGCCAUCCGACCAGCCUCGGAAAACCUUUAAAUAAAAAAGGAGGAACGGGCACUUCCCCAAAUACCAAUGACGAAUUAAAGUACCGCCUUUCUGCCAUACAUCCACCUCGAGCUUUACGAAACGUAUGAAAGAUUGAAGAAGGGCGGACAUGAAUAAAUAAAUACAUGAAUGUGAAUAAAUACAUGAAUGUGAAUAAAUACAUUCACUGCUUCAAUGACUAUGCGAUAGAUCGAUUGAUAGAUAGAUACAAGAUGGGACUUCAAGCGCUCUAUAUAUACAAAACUCCGCCCCCUAACAUACGUCAUAUGAUUGACAGGUCGAGCUGCGCUUGGACGGACAAGAAGCACCUUUGACGUUUUAUAUCGUCUAUAACUAUUGUAACAUAUACAGCAACACUCAUCGCAUCUAUUUAAAUCGUGACGUUUAACAUUUUUCGACAUUUUUUGCCAUUAUCGUUAGUAUUCGUCUACAGCACUACAUUAAUAUACAGUAGAGGGCGCUAAAGUGUCGCACACUUGUGAGAACAGCGCGAUGCGAGGAACACGAGGAGGCGGAGCUUCACUAUCCCCUCAACCACAACAAAGAUGGAGGCGCUUAACGACCGCUAGACUGUCCAUUUUCAUCGCGUCGCGCUCAAACCGGCUUUGAACAGAAUAUGGACGCGUCGAGUCUAGCAGAGGAGAGCGCCGAGAAACGCGUUUGCAUCGUCGGCUCCGAGCCGGUGGAGAAUUACACGGUUUACAUCAUUGAAGUGAAGGUUGGAGAUCACAGCUGGACUGUCAAACACCGCUACAGCGACUUUCACGAUUUGCACGAGAAACUCACCGCGGAGAAGAAGAUAGAUAAACAUCUGUUGCCACCCAAAAAGAUCAUCGGCAAGAAUUCCAAAAGCCUGGUGGAGAAGAGACAGAAAGAGCUAGAGGUUUAUCUGCAGACUCUGCUGAACAGAUUCCCGUCCGCGACCCCCAAAGUGCUUUCCAUCUUCCUGCACUAUCACUUAUACGAAAUCAAUGGAAUUGCUGCUGGCUUGGCGGAAGAGUUGUUUCACAAGGGUGAGCAGCUGUUAGCCGCAGGCGAGGUGUUUCUCCUGAGACCCCUGCAGCUCUACGCCAUCACCCAGCAACUAAAACUCGCCAAGCCCUCCUGUGCCAACAGAGAUGCCAAGGCCGACCUCGGGCACAUCCUGGACUUCACCUGCCGCCUCAAAUAUCUCAAGAUCCCUGGAAUGAAAGGAGCGGUGGGUACGAGUAACAUUGAGGAGCAGAGCCUCCAGUUCGACCUCUCCAUCUUUAAAGCGCUGCUGCAGAUAGAAAUCAAUGAUUGUGACGCUGGACAGAUCAAAGGUCUGCCUUCUCUGAGACCCACGCUGGCCACUCUCAGCAUUCACCUGUCAACCAACAGCAUGAAGGAAAUCGUAGUUCCGGAAGCGACAGAGUUUGCGCAGUGGGAGCCGGAGGGUGUUGAUACGGAUUGUCCGGUGACGGCGAUCAUUCCCAAAUGGAAGAUGCUCACCACUCUCGACAUGAGCCAAAACUUUAUUUGCUGCACCGACGAAUCAGUGAAACUGAUCCCUGCUGUUGAAUUCCUUGAUCUCAGCCACAAUGAGUUAACUUCAUUGGAAAACCUUCAGCAUUUAUACAACUUGGUUCAUCUGAAUUUGUCCUUCAACAAACUCACAGUCCUGGAGGGGGUCCACACGAAACUCGGUAACAUCAAGACUCUCAUUCUGGCUGGAAAUCAGAUGGAAACCCUCUCUGGACUCAGCAAACUUUACUCUUUAGUUAACUUGGAUUUAAGCAGCAACAAAUUAGGCCAGCUGGAUGAAAUUAAACACAUCAGCGGUCUUCCCUGUCUGGAAAAACUGGCUUUGGCCAAUAACCCCAUGUGUAUCAUACCAGACUACAGAACUAAAAUUCUAGCUCAGUUCUGCGACCGGGCCUCGGAGGUGUGUUUGGAUGGCACGACCACCACGGAGAAAGAGUUUGAUACUGUUGAGGUCCUGAAAGCCAUUCAGAAAGCCAAAGAAGCCAAAGGCCGCAUGGCAAACAAUGAGAAAAAGGUGAGUGACGUCCCGGGGCCGGCCGCGGGUGGUCCGCAGUCGUCGUCCUCCUCUCCCUCUCUGUCCCGCUCCACCUGCUCCAGUCAAGAAGUAACUUGUAAAGAGAAAUCGUUUUUUACCAAAGAGAUAUUAACUCCUGUGGAUUCUACAAUUACCCAGAGAUGCUAUGAUGUUUAUAAUAAAACCUGUGAUGUCGUCCCGCAGGAAAAAAAUGAUUCCUGUUUGUCCUCAGACGUCCCGAGUGAGAGAGUCAGUCCCUGUUGCUUUGAGGAGAUCUGGCAACCCUGGACCACAAGUCUUUUCAAUCUCCUCCUGCCUCCUUCAUUACUUCUCUACAACACCACCAACCAAGAGUUCGCCGGCCAACUUUUUGCUCUCAUCCAUUCUUCUAACAAAGAAAAGUCAACCCCGAAACCACACAACACCACUUCUUCAGAUGAUACAGAUCAGGACAGUCUUCACUCGGGAGAUGGAUACUUUGAAAUGAGUUUGGAUGAUAGUGAAGAAAUCAUGGGCUGUUCCUCAUCAUCAACCGUUCGUGAUGAUGUUAAGAAGGACAAUUUAAAUAUGCUGGUUUGGUGUUUUUGCAUCAGCGUUGGAGAAGGUUUGAGUCAGCGGCCAUCUUGUUUAGUGGCGACGGACAGCUCACUUGUGCUUUUCAGUGUACGGAUACAAUUAGAAGAACCAGCGAGCACCUCGGAGGAGCUUAUGAAGCACCUUGAGAAAGACUUUGUCGUGUCGUACGCUGACGUCGAGACCUUUCGGUUUGAAGUUCCAGACAUUUGCGUCUCCUUAAAGGUGAAGUCCAGCAAUACGCGAUGGUGGAUCUUUUCAGACGCCCAGAGUCUGAUGGAACUUCACUCUUGCGUUGGUCCUCACGUGAACCAAACUAAUGUUGUUACCUCUAACGCUCAACAGUUCAUCCGACAGUUUCUCAACUCGUGGGAUUUUGAGGAAAACGAGGCAUGUGUUAAAGGCGGACACUUGAUCCAUUUCUUCAACACCGAUUCCAUGUCUACCUCCAUUAACAACCCAAGAAUCCCCUCUGAUGUUUUAUCUCAAAUCGGCCUUUUUGAAAGCGAGAAAGACCCAACCUCCGAUCCCAUGAUCCUCUUCCUGACCUCUCGCCACCUCUGCGUUCUCAAAGUCGACUUCGUCACCCUGGCGGGUCGGGACCCCUCGGAGGCGAACGCGGUGCGUGGCUGCUCCAAAAUGACCAGGAUCCCGCUUUCCUUCACACUCCUCAAGCCCAAGCAGGGUUGCUCGUGUAAGGGCGUCUCAACUUCUCAUGGUUUCCACAGCGACCAUAUCGUAGAGUUAAUGGCAGGUCACGAACACCUGACUGUCGUUUUCGCCCUGUCCCAAGACAAACCCGCCUUUCUUCAAGAGUUCAGCCGGCUGCGUGGAAACCUGAGAGAAAUUAAGACCAUCGCCCUACAGCGCAACAGUCGUCUCGAGCCCUCAACAACGUCCCAAAGAAAUCCAAACACCAACGUUACUCGUGAAGCGUCACAGCCUCAUCUGUCUCUAUCUCUGCUGUAUCCCGCCAAAUCCCUCACUCAACAACUGACCGAAGAUAACCAGUGUCCCUCACACUUCACGCUCUCCUCUUCAUUACGUUUCAUCUCGUCUCUGAAUGGGGAGCAGCUUGUACACUUCUUUCAUGACAACAUCGCAGAGGUGGAGAACGAGGAGCUGAAGAUGAUUCUGUGGACCUCAGUGCUCUUCUACAGAUCUCCAGAUGUGGAGAUAACCGCCUGUGUCCUGCUGUCCACCAGAGCCGUCUAUCUCAUCCUGGACGAUUCGGCAGCAAUGCUCGCCAUCCAUUCCAUGAUGUGGACCUGGCAACCAUCUGAGCAGAAGGACUCGGACAUUAUCAUCUCCUACAGCUUCACUCUCAAACUGAAGGACCUUCAGAGCGUCAACGUGGGCCUGUUUGAUCAGUAUUUCAGAAUCGUGGGGCCGUCUGCCGAUCACAUCAUCACCUGUCUGACCCGUGACAGUUACAGUACACACCGGUUCCUCCAGCAGCUGAUGACCGUUCUGUCUCUGCUGGAGAAGGUUCCCUCACCUGAGCCUUCUGAGAUGGACUUCUACUCGCAGUUCGGAAACAAAAGCACAGGUAAAAUGGAGAACUAUGAACUGGUCCACUCCAGCAAAGUCAAGUUUGUGUACCCCAGCGAAGAAGAGAUCGGAGACCUGACCUUCAUCGUGGCCGAAAGGAAGAGCCCUCAACCUCAAUCCCACUCCUUCAACAUCCUUCUCUACGUACUGGUGUUCCAGGUCCACGUCGUCCCGGGCCAAACCGCCCAGAGCCUCCUCCAGCCCAAGACCCUCAUCCUCACCAGCACGGACGUCUUCCUGCUGGACGAGGAUCACAUUAGCUAUCCCCUACCCGAAUUCGCAAAGGAGCCCCCGCAGAGAGAAAAGUACCGCCUUACUGACGCACGCCGGAUUCGUGAUCUGGACCGCGUGCUGAUGGGAUACCAGACUUACCCACAAGCCCUCACGCUGGUGUUCGAUGACGUUCCCGGGCCUGAUCUUCUGUGUCACCUGACCAUGGAUCAUUUCGCGGAGAGCGAAAGGAGGGGGGACAGAACGCAGGGGGGUGCUGAGGGCGAGGUGCAGUGGUGCAUAUUCGUGCCGGGGGCUGACAGCAGGGAACGACUGAUUUCUCUUUUGGCUCGGCAGUGGGAGGCGCUGUGCAGUCGAGAGCUGCCGGUGGAGCUCACGGGCUGAGCCAUAAAAAACUGACUUCUGUAGAACAGUGGUCAUUAAAAAGGACGAUUAUUUACCCAAUGCGGUGAAGAUUUCACUUUUAUAAACUUUUUUUAUAGAUUUGACGCAAUGCAUCCUGGGAAACAAACUGUUGUAGAAUCCACACGAGUUUAAUAUAUAUAUACACAGAUUUUUUUAUGAUAUUUUUCCUCUGGCUUCAGACUAUGCUUUUCGCUGCUUUUCAUUUAUUUAUCUGCUGCUGUGUACAAUCCAACAUUCAUCAUGAAAUACAGUUUCGUGCAACAGUGUUAUAUUUUAAUUUGACAUGAACGCGUGCGGAUUAUAUGUAUGCAAGUCUUUUUUAUUCAUAAAUGCCGUUUUAUUAA
Triplophysa dalaica is the source of this 5773-nucleotide messenger RNA. It is a transcript of the gene nisch, whose product is annotated as nischarin. The transcript has 21 exons. The record is from RefSeq and is a predicted model, not a curated record. The coding region runs from base 1266 to 5408 and encodes 1380 amino acids. Gene Ontology annotation, molecular function: integrin binding; protein kinase binding; phosphatidylinositol binding. Gene Ontology annotation, cellular component: cytoplasm. Lineage: Eukaryota; Metazoa; Chordata; Actinopteri; Cypriniformes; Nemacheilidae.